AGCACAAUUCAUAUUUUACACAUUACUUGGAUCUUCGUCAACCAUGGCCGCACCUACAAAUAUUGGGAAAUAGCUAUGCAGGGGACAAAGGUGGUCAUAUAGUUUGAUCAAUGCCUUGAGUUGAUAUUUGUUUUGCUGGGGCCUUUUUGGGCCGAAUUAAUUGGCACAGUGUGUGCUCUUAAUCGUGCAGUUGAAGAAGAUGAAGCCAAUUUUCAUAGCCAUUCAAAUCUCUGUGGUAUUGGGGACUCUGAUAGCAAUGGCAUAUUUGGGGAAGCCCGUGUACUGGGACAUCGUGAAUCAGACAUUUAACAGUUCUGGGGCAAACAUAAAGGAUGAUUCCAACUUAAAUGUUUCUCCACCUAUGUCAUCUGAUCCUAAAGAACCAUCCGUUCGUUCAGUUUGGGAAAAACCCAUUUGGCAAAUACCACCUAUUGCCAGUAAAAUGCCAUCGUCAAAGGCUUUUGUAUUGAGCAAGGAAAUGGUUGAUUCCCGAUCAAAAGACAACAUUAUUAUUGUCACAUUUGGGAAUUAUGCAUUCAUGGAUUUUAUUCUUAAUUGGGUCAAACACCUCACAGACUUGGGACUUGAUAAUCUUCUUGUUGGUGGAAUGGAUGAAAAAGUUGUGAAGGCUUUGUAUUGGAAAGGAAUUCCAGUUUUUGAUAUGGGCAGCAAAAUGAUAACAGCUGAUGCUGGUUGGGGAUCGCCAACAUUUCAUAAGAUGGGACGAGAAAAAGUAUUUUUGAUCAAUGUUUUUAUGUCCUUUGGUUCCGAGCUAUUGAUCUGCGACACGGACAUGGUUUGGUUGAAGAAUCCUCUUCCAUAUUUUGCUCGCUUUCCUGCAGCUGAUGUUUUAACAUCAAGUGAUCAAUUGGUACCUACAGUGUUGGAUGAUAGGCUAGAAGCUUGGGAACGAGUGACAGGUCCAUUCAAUAUUGGAAUUUUCCACUGGCGUUCAUCAAAUGUGACGAAAAAAUUAGCAAAGGAAUGGCAUGAGAUGCUUAUAGCAGAUGACAAAAUCUGGGAUCAAAAUGGUUUUAAUGAUCUUAUGCAUAGGCGUUUUGGCCCAGCUGUUGAUGCAGAAAGUGGCCUUGUUUAUGCUUUUGAUGGCAUACUUAAGCUUGGCAUUCUACCUGCAAGUAUCUUUUGCAGUGGACAUACAUAUUUUGUUCAGGCCCAAUAUGUGCAACUAAAUUUGGAUCCAUAUGCAGUGCAUACUACAUUCCAAUUUGCAGGAACUGAUGGCAAGCGACAUAGGCUGCGUGAAGCCAAGUUUUUCUAUGACAAACCAGAAUACUAUGAUUCAAAAGGUGGUUUCUUGUCAUUCAAUUCCUCUAUUCCUGAGGAGUUACUGGCCGGAGGAGAACAUUCAGUUGAAUCACAUUUUGCUCUGGUUAACUAUCAAUUAAAACAAAUACGGAGUGCACUUGCUCUUGCAUAUAUACUGAACAGAACACUGGUUAUGCCUCCCCUAUGGUGCAGGUUUGACAGAAUGUGGUAUGGACAUCCAGGGAUAUUGCCAGGAACUCUAACACGACAACCUUUUUUAUGUCCUAUGGAUCAUGUAUUCGAGGUAAAUUUAAUGCUGACAAGCUUCCCAGAAAACGAUUUUGGUCCAAAUAUUGAUUUUCGAGAGUAUUCAUUCCUUGAGAAUCCACGAGUUCCAAAGCAGGUUAAGGAGUCAAAGCUGAAAGUUGAAAUGUGUGAUGAAGAGGGCAUUGAUGGAUGUAUUAUGAGCACCACUAAAGAACAAACCGAAGUUCUCAAGCUACCCAGAAAUAAGUCAGAAAAACAGGUUAAAGCAGCAUUGUUGCCAUAUAAGGACGUAAAAGUUUUAGAAUUUUCUUCUAUGAAUAAUGCACUUGGUGCUUUCUCAAAUAAAGCUAAAGAAAUGAAGUUCAGGAAUAGGGUCAAAAGAUAUGUGGGAAUUUGGUGCUGUCUUGAAAGGUUACAGCGUGGUCAUAUAUGGUAUGACAUGUACUGGGAUGAGAAACCUGGCUGGAAACCAAGACCUCCUGCAACCCAAGAAGAAGACCACCCUCAGUGGUGAGGCAAAUAAGGUCCUUUUGUUAAGGCUUUCAUAAAGUUUUUGAAAUUUACUCAGUCCGGUUUCAAAGAUUCUAUAUAUAUGCGAUCUUCAAGUAUAUUUGACAACACUGGAGCAGACACAGAGCAAUUCAAGAUUUAUUCUGAAUGAAUCUUUCCAUGAAUCACUUCUCUGCAAAUCAAUUUUAUAAGCUUUAUCAUGGCCUCAAAAUUUUCUGAGUGUAUUAUAGGAAUCUCCAAAUGGUGGACACCAUAGAGCAAACAACAACCUUUUUGCAAUCAACCUCCUACUUUCUCAUUAUCACUAACAAACUUCGGAAUGUGAAUCAUUUGUGGAACAAAGCAAUCCUUGACAAGAUGACCUAGGUAUGAAUCUCUUUAUGUAGCAAUAAUUCUUGGCUAACUAUAGGCAUGGCCAUUGCGAAUCACUCAUAUGAGGUAUUUGAUACAGUUACACAAAACUAUGGAGGAAAUGCUAAGUGUACUAUGGCAUUCCGCUCCUGCUAUUUGCUGGUAGGUGCGUUGCAACUAUGAAGAUGUACUUUGGAAAAUGUUUUGACAUUUUAAUUUUGAAGAUAUCUGUUUCAUUUUGGUCAA
Cryptomeria japonica (Japanese cedar) is the source of this 2640-nucleotide messenger RNA. RefSeq names its product arabinosyltransferase XEG113. Bases 200 to 2047 code for a protein of 615 amino acids. The record is from RefSeq and is a predicted model, not a curated record. The transcript has 13 exons. Lineage: Eukaryota; Viridiplantae; Streptophyta; Pinopsida; Cupressales; Cupressaceae. Gene Ontology annotation, molecular function: arabinosyltransferase activity. Gene Ontology annotation, biological process: cell wall pectin biosynthetic process. Gene Ontology annotation, cellular component: Golgi apparatus.